This is a messenger RNA of Drosophila innubila, 1036 nucleotides long. It is a transcript of the gene Nubpl, whose product is annotated as iron-sulfur protein NUBPL. The record is from RefSeq and is a predicted model, not a curated record. Bases 65 to 961 code for a protein of 298 amino acids. The transcript is spliced from 2 exons. Gene Ontology annotation, molecular function: ATP-dependent FeS chaperone activity; 4 iron, 4 sulfur cluster binding; ATP binding. Gene Ontology annotation, cellular component: mitochondrion. NCBI's taxonomy places the organism in Eukaryota, Metazoa, Arthropoda, Insecta, Diptera, Drosophilidae. Gene Ontology annotation, biological process: mitochondrial respiratory chain complex I assembly; iron-sulfur cluster assembly.
GGGCAACCCUCGGUUAAAGGACAACAUAAUAAAUAAAUAAACGAAAAACAAUAAACAAUAAUUAAUGGCGUUGAUUACGCGCUUGUGUCGACGCACCUACUCGACUAAACUAAAGGACCAUCAGGCAGCUUUGAUGGCCCGCAGUUUGCCAAAGCGUGAGGUGCUCCCGGGCGUGCAGGACCUUAUUGUUGUAGCCUCUGGCAAAGGUGGCGUAGGCAAAAGCACCGUAGCGGCAAACCUUGCAUGCAGCUUGGCUAAAUUGGGAGCGAGAGUUGGCCUGCUGGAUGGUGAUAUUUUCGGACCAAGCAUUCCACUUUUAAUGAAUGUGCACAGUGAACCGCUUAUAAAUGAAAAGAAUCUUAUUAUCCCUCCUCAGAACUAUAAUGUCAAGUGUCUGUCCAUGGGCAUGUUAACGCCACCAGAUGGAGCCAUUAUUUGGCGUGGACCUCUGGUCAUGUCAGCCGUACAGCGUCUACUUAAGGGUGCCGAUUGGAGUCCAUUAGAUGUAUUGGUUAUUGAUACACCGCCGGGCACUGGCGAUGUACAUCUAUCACUAACACAACAUGCACCAAUAUCGGGUGUGGUACUGGUUACCACACCACACAAAGCUGCGGUGGAUGUGACAAUACGAGGCGCCGAAAUGUACCAUAAACUGAAGGUGCCCAUCUUUGGUUUGGUCGAGAAUAUGCGCUACUCCAUCUGCGGCAGCUGCAAGGAACGCACCGAGUUUUUCAAGGGACAAACUGAAAUGGCUAAGAGGUUGCCAGAAACUAUAAUUUCAUUACCACUCGAAUCACAUAUUGCCGAGUGCGGAGAAUCUGGUGUGCCCGUUGUUAUUAAAUAUCCAAACUCGGAGUAUGCCAAGCUAUUCAAUCAGCUAGCUAGUCAUAUUUGGAGUAUAUUGGAAGAGAAGAAACGUACAAGUGACUCAGACUCAGCUAAAGAGGAUAAACUAAAAUAAAACCUAAAAUGAAGAUUGAUUCUUAGUUUGUGAUGAACUCAGGCUCUAAACCAAAUGAAGCUACUUGAAGUGUUA